GGCUGAUCGCGUGCGAGUCACAUGACCAGCGGCGCAGCAGAUUUGAAUUGUAGUUGUGUGUUUUCGUGUCGCACUUUGAAUGCGGAGCAGAAAAGAAGAUUUGUGAGUUUUCACCGGAACCUGAGGUCUGAUCCGGAUCAAUCCGUUUCCCCACAGAGAAGAACCAACGGCGGGAUGGACUGUCGAGCUAACAGCGAUCUGUUCUUUCUGCCCGACGAGAAGUUUGACUUCGACGUUUCUCUGUCACCUGCCAGCUCCACAGGCGACGCAGAUGAGGAUGAGGUGUUCAUAGGUCCGGUCUGCCACAAGGAGAGGUGCAUCUCUGUUAACGUGGCGUCUCGGCUCGAGGAUGGCGGCGGUGGCGUGCGGGUGAGCUGGAGCCCGCUGACUGGAGAUCAGCUGGAGGCUGUGUGUCAGGAAGCCCACAGACUGGCCACCCAGCUGCAGACCCGGGAUGACGAAGACGGCGACGAGACCACCGCCAUGAUCACAGACACUACAGCCCCCCGGGAGGAGUUCGUCCAGGACGCAGAGGCCAAACUGGGCGUGCUCGGUCAGACCGCCAGCGCACUCAGCCCCAUCAAACGCCAGACCUUCUGCGUGCAGGACAGUCCCAUGAAGCAGCUGCCCCCCGCCAUCCAGCGCCGCCUGCUGAGACAGAGCAACACCAAAUCAGCUGCGUCCACCCGCCCCACUGCCGCCGCCACCAACAACAGCAGAGCUUCAUCCACCCGCCUCUCCAGUGCAGCUUCAUCCACCCGUCCCAGCACCAGACUCAGCACCUCCAGCCCUGUCGCCGGGGUCAAGGCUCAGCCCAGGACGUCGCUGCGAGGGAAGGCGGCGCUCGGUGUGGGCAUCGUGCUGCCGAGCAAACCAGCCGCUCCGCCGGCUUCCUGUUCAACCAGCAAGAGCAGAGUGGAGAAAACCAGACUCCAACCACCGAGCAAGGUGGUGGGGGGUUGGAGGCGGAGCCCGACCUCUCGUCCCUCCAGCAGGGCGGAGUCUUGUGAAGAUCUGCUCUCUGAUUCAACGAGCGUGGCCUCUGAUAUCAGCGACUGCUCCCUCAACUCCAGCCUGCCGGGAAAACGCAUGCUGGCUCCACCCACCAAGAGCGUUGCGAGGAACUCGUCAGGUGUGAAAGCUCCACCCCUUCAGAGCAGGAGGAAGAACACGUCCUCGUCCUCAUCGUCGGUGUCCAGCUUCAACUCCAGCAUGUCUCUGUCCCCUGCUAAAGGUAAACCGAACUCUUCUCUGAACCGGAGUCUAAGCGGCUCCACUGGCCCCGCCCCCAGCAGCGUGAGCAGCAGACCGGCCAAUCACAGCAGACCACGUCGCUCCACCGUCUACACCGCCGCAGAACCAACAUCCUCCUCUUCCUCCACCGCUGCUGCCGGCCGCCGCUCGCUCUCUGCUCAGACCAGGAAGCCGUCUGAAGCCGAGCGCAUCAAAGCCAUCAGGUCCACGCCGCUGAAGAGAGCCGAGGCCACGCCCCUCCAGCUGACGCCCGCCAAGAGAGUUUUGGAGAGGACCUCCUCCGUCCCUCCCACCGCCACAGUCAGGCCGCAGAGCGGACUGAGAGCCAAACCUAAACCUGAAGCCGUGGUCGUACCGACGCCCAGCGGAGGAGUCAGAGGAGGAGUCCAGCACGGAGACGACGUCUCAAAGAUGAUGAAGCCAAAGAGACUGAUGUCGGCGAGCAGCGUGGACAGUCUUCCUCAGAAACCCUCUGCCGGUCCUUUGACGCCCUCUGCUGGCGGCGUCAGGUCACUGCAGAUGAAGGCGCGUCGUCCCUCCGCCCUCCCCACCCCGGUGAGACGCAGGGUGUCCGCCAUCCCCACGCCCACCAACCAGACCCGGCUCACCAGGCCGGUGCCACCCACCUCUGACACCGACGCCGCCCCCAGUCCCGGCUCUGUUCGGAAAGGAAGCAGCUACAGCCCCGCCCCUGCAGACACACAGGAGGCGGAGCCCGCCGACGCUCCCGACAUCCAGCCGUUCUGUCUGGAGGAGGAGCGGCCCCUCCCCUCCCCGCCCUGCAGAGCUCCACAGCCCGACCAAUCACAGAACACAGAUCCUGCAGCGCCGAGCCCGGGCCAAUCAGAGCCCGCUAGAAACCUGAUCGAACUGGAAACUACAGAGGAGAGCAACAGCAAGACACGAGAGGUUCUCCUGUUGGAUCUUCCACCUCCGGUUCUGCAGCCUCAGGAGAAACUGCUCAUCGACCUGACCAACACCCCCGACCUGAUCCGCACCAGCAGCAAGGCCUGCACCGCGGCUCAGCUGAUCGACCUGAGCUCUCCGCUCAUCAAGUGGAGUCCAGAGGACAAGAGGGAGAACGCCCCGCUCAUCAACCUGUCCUUCUGAUCCAGAUCCUCCUGAAGACCUGGACCUGAUGGUCUCUGCAGUAAACUGGACUCAGCAGGUUUCUGUUUUUAUCAGUGAAAUCUUUACUGAAUCAGAGUAUUAUGUUUUAAAUUAUGAAAAUAUUCAGAGGACGCUGAGGUUUUUCAGCACCUGAUUGUACUUUUCAUUGUCUGUCUCGCUGCUCUUAUUAAUGUCUGAAUAAAUGUUCUUAAUGUCACUACUGUAAA
Lates calcarifer (barramundi perch) is the source of this 2591-nucleotide messenger RNA. RefSeq names its product G-2 and S-phase expressed 1 (gene gtse1). Gene Ontology annotation, molecular function: microtubule binding. The record is from RefSeq and is a predicted model, not a curated record. Gene Ontology annotation, cellular component: cytoplasmic microtubule; microtubule cytoskeleton. NCBI's taxonomy places the organism in Eukaryota, Metazoa, Chordata, Actinopteri, Centropomidae.